Molecule: messenger RNA, 1663 nt
Organism: Dromaius novaehollandiae (emu)
Lineage: Eukaryota; Metazoa; Chordata; Aves; Casuariiformes; Dromaiidae
Product: ultra-long-chain fatty acid omega-hydroxylase
Exons: 12
Coding region: 55-1644 (529 amino acids)
Molecular function (GO): oxidoreductase activity, acting on paired donors, with incorporation or reduction of molecular oxygen; monooxygenase activity; iron ion binding
Source: RefSeq, a predicted model, not a curated record
UGGGUGGGGAGGAGGACCAGAGCCACCCGUGGCGGUGGCCGGAGCUGCGUGGCCAUGCUGGCGUGGGUGACCCCGGUCCUGCUCUUCGCGGCCGUAGCCCUGCUCCUCAGCGGGCUCCGGCAUGCCGUGGCGGCCGGGCGCCGGGUCCACGGCGCGUGGUGCCAGCUGCGCCGCUUCCCGCGUCCGCCCUGGCGCAACUGGCUGCUGGGCCACACGGGCAUGGCGAGGAGCACGGAGGAAGACCUGCAGAAAGUGGACAACUUGGUGGGGCAAUACCACCACUGCUGCCUCUGGUGGACCACACCGUGGCUGCCCGUCCUCCGCCUCUUCCAUCCCAGCACCCUCCGGCCUGUGCUCCUGGCCUCAGCCUUCGUCGCCCCCAAGGAUGAGCUCUUCUACGGCUUCCUCAAGCCCUGGCUGGGGGACGGGCUGCUGCUGAGCCACGGACGCAAGUGGGCCCGGCACCGGCGCCUGCUGACGCCGGCUUUUCACCCCGACAUCCUCAAGUCCUACAUGGGCAUCUUCAACCGGAGCGCGGAGAUCAUGCACGCCAAGUGGCGGCGGGAGGCGGCAGGAGCGCCGGUGGUGCUGGACAUCUUCCAGUCCUUGGCCCUGCUCACCCUGGACACCCUCCAGAAAUGCAUCUUCAGCCACGACAGCCACUGCCAGGAGCAGCCCAGCAAGUACAUCGCAGCCAUCCUGGAGCUGAGCGCCUUGGUGGUGCGGCGCCAGCACCGGCUGCUCCACCACCUCGACUGGCUCUACCGCCUCUCGGCCGACGGCCGACGCUUCACCCGGGCUUGCACCACCGUGCACGGCUUCACCGCCGCCGUGGUGCAGCGCCGGCGCCAGGAGCUCGAGCGCCUGGGCCACCAGGCCUGGCUGGAGGGCCGCCAGGGCCGGAGCAUGGACUUCAUCGACCUCCUGCUGCUCGCCAAGGACGAGGACGGCAGGGACCUGUCGGAUGAGGACAUCUCGGCUGAGGCUGACACGUUCAUGUUCGAGGGCCACGACACCACGGCCAGCGGCUUGGCGUGGCUGCUCUACAACCUGGCCUGCCACCCCAACCACCAGGAACGGUGCCGCCAGGAGGUCCGGGAGCUCCUCAAGGACAGAGAGGUGGAGGAGAUCGAAUGGGAGGACCUGUCCCACCUGCCCUUCACCACCAUGUGCAUCAACGAGAGCCUCCGGCUGCACCCGCCGGUCACCGCCGUGUCGCGGCGCUGCACCAAGGACAUCGCACUGCACGACGGCCACGUCAUCCCCAGCGGAACCACCUGCCUGCUGAGCAUCUAUGGGACACACCACAACCCGUCCAUCUGGCCCGAGCCCCAGGUCUUCGACCCACUGCGAUUCAGCCCAGAGAACACGCAGGGACGGACCCCGCUGGCCUUUGUCCCCUUCUCUGCUGGGCCCAGGAACUGCAUCGGGCGGAGCUUCGCCAUGGCCGAGAUGAAGGUGGUGACGGCGCUGACGCUGCGGCGCUUCGCCCUGCGCCCGGUCGAGGGCCGCCCGGUGCGCCGCAAGCCCGAGCUCGUCCUCCGCCCCGAGAGCGGCCUCCGCCUGCUGCUGGAGCCGCUGGCCGAGGCGCCGUGGCCACGGCGCGGGGGCCACGGCGGUGCCAUGGUGGGCACGGGUGAAUAAAAAGGUUGGCGUGGUGGCA